AUGAAGAUCUCGGCGAUGCUCUUUUUCUAUCUUUUGAAGUAUUUCCCUCUUCUUUUUGUCUAUCCAAAGCGGUUCGCGUUCUCUCUCUUUUUUUUAUUUUUAUUUUUCUCUGAGUCUCUUCGGGAUCAAGUCCGGGCACGAAAGCUCAAACCGAAUGGUGGCCGCGGUGAUGGGCGCACGAGUGGCGGGCGCACGUGGGGAAUGCAGGUAGCAAAUCCGCACAAGUGUCGAUCAGGUCGUCGUUCUCGUCUCUCGUUCGCUGCUACGGUGAAGCUGAGGAUGCCGCUGGAGGGUGGAUGCACAACAACACCUGUCGAUAGAUGGAGGCAAGGACGCGUAUGA
Messenger RNA from Colletotrichum abscissum, 342 nucleotides. RefSeq lists its product as uncharacterized. The transcript has a single exon. The record is from RefSeq and is a predicted model, not a curated record. Bases 1 to 342 code for a protein of 113 amino acids. NCBI's taxonomy places the organism in Eukaryota, Fungi, Ascomycota, Sordariomycetes, Glomerellales, Glomerellaceae.